AUGCACUACGGUACUGCUCUCGUUCUGUUCCUUGCAACCCGAAGAUUCACGAGUGUGGGGGCCCGUACAAGUAGUUUAGGGACGCGCUGGCGCUGCCGCCGCUGCACAGACCUCCACGAGAAGAGCACGCAGAUAAGGAGGCACACACACACAGUUUUACGCGCUAAGGCGCAUACCUACGCACCUUUCCUACCACAGGUGACUGCGUGGAUGAAUCGGGGAGUGAAGCGCGCCCGCAUCGAGACACCCUCGCCGGCACCGAGCAGCCGAGAGAGCUCUUCUCCCCCUCCGCUCGCAGAGGCGCUGCCGGCCACGACUAAUGUGCGAAUGCCAAAAAGACAGGAAGCGAAGAAGUACCUGCCAGAUACACACAUAUCCGAGAGCGCGGAUGCUCCGUCUGUUCACAGCGAUGAGUCGGUUCACAUGGAAAGCUCUCGAGAACGGGAGGAUGCAGUCCUCCGUGAAGGCUGUGAUCUCAGUGGUGAUGCGCUCAAGAGCUUCCUUCAAAAGAACUUUGUGGACUACAUAGAUGAUGAACUGUUUGAUGUAGCUGCUUUGGAGGCACUGGAGGACUAA
Molecule: messenger RNA, 576 nt
Organism: Leishmania mexicana MHOM/GT/2001/U1103
Lineage: Eukaryota; Euglenozoa; Kinetoplastea; Trypanosomatida; Trypanosomatidae
Exons: 1
Coding region: 1-576 (191 amino acids)
Source: RefSeq, a predicted model, not a curated record